Molecule: messenger RNA, 1455 nt
Organism: Selaginella moellendorffii
Lineage: Eukaryota; Viridiplantae; Streptophyta; Lycopodiopsida; Selaginellales; Selaginellaceae
Product: protoheme IX farnesyltransferase, mitochondrial
Exons: 7
Coding region: 41-1324 (427 amino acids)
Biological process (GO): heme biosynthetic process
Cellular component (GO): mitochondrion; membrane
Molecular function (GO): protoheme IX farnesyltransferase activity
Source: RefSeq, a predicted model, not a curated record
UUCCUGGCCGUGACUGGGGAUUUUUAGGGUUUGAUGAGCGAUGCAGGGCAUUUUCGCCAGGGACGCCAGGCGCAAGCUCUGCGCGGCACUCUAUCAGCAGCACCACCACAGGCUGGCGCCGGUGGCAGCGGCGCUCGAUCAGGUCAGGGAAAUCUCCAGCUUGUCCGUCGAUGAGGGCUUGGCAGCGGCUCCCCCGGCUGCCAAGAGUUUUGAUCUCGCGUAUGGCAAGCCUCCCGCUGCGUUUAGUGCUGCUUGGGAUGGAAUGCGGCACUAUGGGAGGUGCUACUGGGAAUUGUCCAAAGCCCGACUCAGCAUACUCGUGGUGAUGACCUCAGGUGCUGGAUUUGUGCUGGGAAGUGGAAGCGUAAUCGACGUGCCAUGCUUGGGAUGGACUUGUCUGGGGACGAUGCUUGCCGCAGCAUCGGCAAACUCGUUUAAUCAGAUUCUUGAAGUGACCAAUGACUCGAAUAUGAAGCGGACAAUGAGAAGGCCACUUCCAUCAGGACGUAUAAGCAUGGAGCACGCGCUGGCAUGGGCUGGUACCAGCGGGAGCGUGGGUAUUAGCUUGCUAGCUUACCAGACAAACGCGACAGUCGCAGCUCUCGGUGCCGGGAACAUUUUGCUCUACACACUGGCCUACACACCAAUGAAGCAACUGCAUCCGGCAAAUACGUGGAUUGGAGCAAUUGUAGGAGCUGUUCCUCCACUUAUGGGGUGGGCUGCCGCAAGCGGCCAUCUCGAUCCGGGCGCUUGGGUGUUAGCCUCCGCUCUGUACUUUUGGCAGCUCCCGCAUUUCAUGGCACUGUCGUUUAUGUGCAGCAAAGACUAUUUGGCUGGAGGGUACAAAAUGGUGUCUGGACCAAAAGCUGCUCUUAUCGCUCUGAGAAAUUGCGCGUAUCUCCUUCCUGUUGGCUUUAUUGCUCACUAUGCGGGUGUGACGUCUGGAUUUUUUGGACCAGAGGCAGCGAUCUUGACUGCUGGAAUGGGAACCACUGCAGCCCUUUUUUACCGGGACCCCACUCUGCAACGAGCCAGGCAUAUGUUUCGGGCAAGUCUUCUGUAUUUGCCGGCGUUGAUGUUUGCGAUGCUUUUGCACCGUGUUCCCAACCGUAACACAGCAAAAGAGUCGCUUGAUAACACGGCUCCUUCCGGAAACGAGACAAGUUUAGAGGCCGUCAAUGACGCGUUACUUGAGACAAGCGGAAGUGAAAGGCUCGAAAAGAAGAAGUCAAAGCGCUCAAAUCCAGAGGACUACACUCGACCUCCGAUUGCUUACGCAUCUGCAGCUCCCUUUCCGUUCCUUCCAGUGCCUUACUUCCGUUAAAGCUUGCCGAGAGAGAGUCAACUUCCAUCACCAGGUUUUGCUACUGCCAGGUUCAAUAAGUACUCGAGAAGAUAAAGAGGUUCUUGUUGAGUUGUGCUAUUUGUAACUAAUACACUGGCUUUUCUUUUGUU